AUUAUUAAAAGACUGAUGGUAGUUGGAAUUCUGUCAUUUCUUGAUGUUCUCUGCCAUUUUUCAAAAUGUAAAGUAACAUACAAUAAUGCUUUUCUACAUCUUUUUCAGAAAAAGUCCCUAGAGUCCAUAAACUCCAGGCUUCAGCUGGUUAUGAAAAGUGGUAAAUAUGUGCUAGGAUACAAACAGACUCUGAAAAUGAUUCGGCAGGGCAAAGCCAAGUUGGUCAUUCUAGCCAACAACUGUCCUGCUUUGAGAAAAUCGGAGAUCGAGUACUACGCUAUGCUUGCCAAGACCGGUGUCCAUCAUUAUAGUGGCAACAACAUUGAGUUGGGCACAGCGUGUGGAAAAUACUACAGAGUGUGCACACUGGCUAUCAUUGACCCAGGUGACUCGGACAUCAUCAGAAGCAUGCCAGAACAAACCAGUGAGAAGUAAAUGCUGUAAAGGUGUUAUUUCUACAAUAAAACUGGUUACAGAUCUGUUUUAAGAAAAAUUUGUAUUAUACCUUUGAUGGUUUUAGGCAACAAACUAUAUAAAAGAAGAUUCAUUACUACUGCUGUGUUUCCUGUUGUGUUAGAAAUAACCUUCACAGGACAGAACUUGCCUGUUUCUUUCUCUAGAAUUUGUGGAGUUUGAGAGGUAAGUGGAGUAAGAUUGGAUCGUGGCAAGUAUGGUGCCAAAUCCCAACAGGCUAUGGCUUCCUUAGUUUUUGGGUUUGGAGUACUAACACAAAACCAGUUCAUAAAGUGAGGUACAGUUGAAAAUACAGGAUGUUGAUGGGGGACCCCAGAGGGUUUACUGACACUGAAAAAUUCACACUAUUUUUAUCAAAUCUAUCACAAAGUACUAAUGCAAAUUAUCCCCUUUGGCUUUUCAUUCCAAGAGAAUACACAUCUGUCAAAUGGCAGAUAGGAUAGCUGCUGGACAUGAUGUGUAACAUCACACUUUCAAUAAAGUACCAACUAACUUCUUGAAGCUGACUUCAAAUAAC
Messenger RNA from Egretta garzetta (little egret), 991 nucleotides. It is a transcript of the gene RPL30, whose product is annotated as ribosomal protein L30. The transcript is spliced from 3 exons. Gene Ontology annotation, molecular function: RNA binding; structural constituent of ribosome. The coding region runs from base 16 to 435 and encodes 139 amino acids. The record is from RefSeq and is a predicted model, not a curated record. Gene Ontology annotation, cellular component: cytosolic large ribosomal subunit. NCBI's taxonomy places the organism in Eukaryota, Metazoa, Chordata, Aves, Pelecaniformes, Ardeidae.